UGCGAAAACAAACAUGAUGAUUCGCAUUUUGGUUUUGUUUAUCUUGUAUUUCACUCCAGCAUUGAGCACAGACGCAAAAGUAAGAGCGUGUGUUCCUGCUCCCUCACUGCAAUGCACAAGCCAUGGGUGUCAAAUCUUCAAUUACAUGGGCUUAUGGGAGGACCGUUCCAUUUGCAAGGCGGCGAGUGUGGCAUGGCCUACUUCAGAACCCCAACUCCUCCGUGCUGUUGCCCACUCUGUUCAAAACAAGCAGAAGAUCAGAGUCAUGAGUAGACAUUCUCACAGCAUCUCAAAGCUCGUCUGUGUGGAGAGCAAAGGACUCAUCAUUUCGACCCAAAACUAUAACUCCGUCAUUGGAGUGAAUAGAAGGGCCAUGACAAUCACUGUCCAAGCCGGAACGCUCAUGAGAGACGUGAUGGAAGCAGCUGCAAAGCAUGGCCUCGCUCUGCCCGCCAUGACUUACAUAAGUUCAGUUUCUGCAGCCGGCGUUAUUUCCACCGGAGCCCACGGCAGUGGGCUCACCGAGAAAGGCAGCGGAGUUUACGAAUACGUGGUGGGAAUGAGAAUCGUAGUGCCUGCCUCUCCUUCCCAAGGCUACGCAAAGAUCAUAACUUUCACUGAAGCAGACGAAGAUCUCAAGGCCGCCAAGUUGGCUCUGGGAACGCUCGGAGCGAUUUCAGAGAUAACAUUCACUUUGCAGCCCAUGUUCAAACGAUCGGUUUCUGUCUCAGUGACAGAUGAUUACGAUCUGGAAAAUGAAGGUGAACGUUUUCUCAGAGCUCACAGAUUUGGUGAUCUAAGAUGGCUUCCUUCACACCGGAAAGCCGUUUUUGGUGCCAUAGAUCGAGUUUCUGUUGAUGUUGCAGGAGACGGCAGAAGCGCAAUGACUGGUGCUCCCACCACAGUCGCUGACAUCGAAACAAGUGCUUAUCAAGUCGAUUCAAUCCAGGCAGAAGCAGACGUGGAUGCAAUUUGCAACCUGGUUGGAAACCAAACAAUUGAAGCUGCGGUGAAUGGCAGCGGGUAUUUGAAUGAGGGGAAACGCUUCACUGGUUACCCAGUUGUCGGUUUCGAUCAUCGCAUGCAGGCAUCUGGUGAAUGCGAAGAAGCCCCUAAACAAAAGGAUAAAAACUGUAUUCCUACACAAAAUUUAGAUAGAAAUGAGAGCACAUGUAACUGGGACCGUCGCGUUCACACAUCUUUGUAUUUUGACGUGGAACUGAGAGUGCCUUUGUCUAGUUUCGGAGAAGCCAUUGUGGAUGUAAAGAAAAUAAGAGAUUUGAAUCCCCAAAGGAUGUGUGACCAAGAUAAAAUAUACAUUCGGUCUAUUAAGAAGUCCGAGGUAUACCUUGGACCCAGUGAGGAUCAAGUGGCGAUGGAUAUCGUAACUUACCGGCCAAGAGAAGCCGGUACGCCCAAGUGGAAUGAGGAUGUAUAUGAAGAGAUAGAGCAGAUGGUGAUAGAGAAGUAUGGAGGGGGACUGCACUGGGGAAAGUCUGGAGGUUACCUGUUUGGAGGGUUGGCCAAACGGACUGUGAACUUGGAAGGAUUUUUGAAGGUGAAAGAGAGGUAUGAUCCAAAUGGAGUGUUUUCCAAUGACUGGACGGAUGGCUUGUUGGGAAUUGGAGGGAAAGGUGUGGAGGAGUUGAGAGAUGGAUGUGCACUGGAUAAGAUGUGUAAAUGUAGAGAGGAUAGACAUUGCGCUCCAGAUAAAGGGUUUCUCUGCAAGUCAGGGAGGGUAUGGGAUUAUGCUCGUGUUUGUAGGAAUGUCAAUUGAAAAGGUUUUGUUUUAUGUCUGAAUAAGUAGGUACAGUAUCAUACCUAAGAGUUCAUA
Molecule: messenger RNA, 1834 nt
Organism: Cryptomeria japonica (Japanese cedar)
Lineage: Eukaryota; Viridiplantae; Streptophyta; Pinopsida; Cupressales; Cupressaceae
Product: L-gulonolactone oxidase 5-like
Exons: 2
Coding region: 14-1777 (587 amino acids)
Cellular component (GO): membrane
Molecular function (GO): FAD binding; D-arabinono-1,4-lactone oxidase activity
Source: RefSeq, a predicted model, not a curated record